Molecule: messenger RNA, 684 nt
Organism: Selaginella moellendorffii
Lineage: Eukaryota; Viridiplantae; Streptophyta; Lycopodiopsida; Selaginellales; Selaginellaceae
Product: vacuolar protein-sorting-associated protein 37 homolog 1
Exons: 5
Coding region: 27-614 (195 amino acids)
Biological process (GO): protein targeting to vacuole; protein targeting to membrane; ubiquitin-dependent protein catabolic process via the multivesicular body sorting pathway
Cellular component (GO): ESCRT I complex
Source: RefSeq, a predicted model, not a curated record
CGAGAGAAGAACCGUAAAGAUUUAAGAUGGACCAGCGAUUGGGUUCUUAUUUUAGGGUUUCUAUGUCGAGCUCCGCGAUGAAUGAAUCCAGGCUCCACGAGAAGAGCGUCGAGGAGCUCCGGAAGCUCUUGUCGGAUAAAGACGCGUAUGAGAGUUACCUCCAUUCGAUCGAGGAGGUGAAGCAACUGGAUACGGUGAGCGUGGUUCCUUUCUUCUUGGCUGGAUCCCUUCUUAUUUGGGAAUUUUGGCAGCUUCGGAACGAUUUAAGAAAGAGCAAUGUGAACCUCGCAAGACAUAAUUUGGGGAAGGAGUCCGAGAUGGCUGAGCUUAGAAACCAGUGUAUGAUCAUCAGAACGACCGAGUUGGCCACAGCACAGGAGAAGUUUUCAGACGCUCAGCGGCGAGAGAAAGAGAUCCUGGCGAGGAGCUCGCCAGCAUCAAUCUUAAACAAGCUACAAGAGGCAGCCAACGCGGCGGACGACGAAUCGGAAAGCUUACACCACAAGCUACUGAGCGGCGAGCUUGAGUUCCCGGAGUUUCUCCAAAAGUAUAGGCAGCAAAGGGUUCUCUAUCACCGAAGAACUUUGCUUCGCCUGGCCGCUCUGGCCGGGUGAUCCAUCUUAGAGAUCUCAUAGCGCUGCGCACUGGUAUCUUCAAUUUAAACCCUUUCGCCGAUUAACAGCC